This is a messenger RNA of Durio zibethinus, 3702 nucleotides long. Its product is annotated as receptor-like protein EIX2. Gene Ontology annotation, molecular function: protein binding. Lineage: Eukaryota; Viridiplantae; Streptophyta; Magnoliopsida; Malvales; Malvaceae. The record is from RefSeq and is a predicted model, not a curated record.
UCUCUAGAUUUUUUGUAGUUUUUUUUUUUCUAUAUUUUCAUUUUUAUUUAUAUUUUUUCUCUUUUCUAAGACUUAAAGAGUUAAUUGUUUGGCCGUGGAACUUACUUCAUAGAUUUGGUGGACUUGACUUACUUGUCAAGUCUUUUUUGUUCUUCUUUCUAGAAUUGUAGAAUUUAAAUGGACCAUAAAUGCUUUCCGUGGAAAAUUCAAGUUGGAAAUUGGAUUUUCUGGAAAUUUUUAACUCCAUAUACUUGGUUGACUUGACUUGACUUGACCUCCUUGUCAAGUUCCUUUGAUGUUCUUUCUACACGUCGAAUUUCAUUCAUACAUAUGAAUGCUUUCUGUGGAAAAUUCAAGCUGGAAAUUUAAAUUGGCGUCUUCGAAGAAAUUUCCUAAUGCUUGAUGUGGUAGAAAACACUUUUCUUUAACUUUAUAUAUUAGGUGUUGGUAGCAAUGAUCAGUACGCAACCAUGAAAGCAGUUACAAUUUCCUUGUUUGGGUUUCUUCUUGUCAUCGCAGCCGCUAUUAUUAGCUUUUGUGAUGGGAAUUCCAAUGUGCUUUGCAUUGGAAGUGAGGGGCAAGCCCUUUUGACGUUCAAGCAAGACCUCAUUGAUCAAUCAAACAGGCUAUCUUCUUGGGUUGUAGGUGAGGAUUGCUGUGAAUGGCAUGGUGUUUUCUGCAAUAGCCUGACUGGCCAUGUUAAAGAGCUGCAUUUGGGGCUUCUUUCAAGUAAUCCUGAUGCUUAUGCACCGGCUGCUGAAUGGGAUGCUUACUUUCGAUCAAAGUUAGGAGGCAAAAUAAAUCCAUCUUUGGUCGAUUUGAAACAUCUCAGUUUCCUAGACUUAAGUAAUAAUGAAUUUGGAGACCUGGCAAUUCCCGAAUUCAUUGGUUCGAUGAAGAGUUUGACGUAUCUUAACCUCUCUUGGGCAAAUUUCCAAGGAGCAAUUCCCCAUAAUCUUGGAAAUCUCUCAAAACUGCAUUAUCUUGAUCUUGGACACAAUUCCUUACUUGAAGCUAAAACUCUUCAAUGGGUUUCUGGUCUUUCAUCUCUGCAGUAUCUUGGUUUGAGCCUUGCAAAUCUUAGUAAAGCAACUGAUUGGCUGCAGGCAACACACAAUCUUCCUUCUUUGGUGGAGUUACACUUGUCAGGAUGCUCUCUAAAUAAUGGUCCAUCUCCAAUCAGUGUUAAUUACACAUCUCUUGCUGUUCUUGAUCUUUCUCAAAACAUGUUGUCUUCGGUGACAUGGAUAUUCAAUCUUCGUAGUCUUGUGUCCAUUGAUCUUAGCUCUAGUGGAGUUGAAGGUAUGAUUCCCAGUGGCUUUCAAAACAUGUCUUCUCUCAAAUUUCUUGAUCUUAGUUGGAAUUCAUUCUCUUCAUCAUCGACACUCAACUGGUUGUCUGAUUUAAACCAACUUCAAUUCCUUAGUCUUAACAGUGUCGGCCUGCAAGGUAAUUUUUCAAGUGCCAUUGGAAACUUAAGCUCUCUUACUCAUCUUGAUUUUUCAAAUAACCAGCUUGAGAUUGAACCCAAAUAUUUGGAAAGUCUUUGCAAUAUGAGGGAGAUGGAUUUGUCAAAUAAUACAAUUAAUCAUGAGGUCUCAGAAAUCAUAGAGAGUUUGUCUAGAUGUAGUUUGGAUCGAUUAGAGUCAUUAAAUAUUGCAUCUAACAAACUUUCUGGCAAUUUCCCUGAUCAACUUGGCCAAUUUAAAAAUUUGGCAUACCUUUCCCUUUACCGAAACUCCAUUUCUGGUCCCAUUCCAUUCUCGAUAGGUAAGUUGUCAUCAUUGAAAUUUCUUGAUGUUUCAUACAACAGAUUGAAUGGAACUCUUCCUCAAAUUUUAGUACAACUUGGGAAUUUGGAACAUUUAGACGUUAGCAAUAAUAUGUUGGAAGGAAAUAUCUCAGAAACACACUUUUCUAAUCUCACGAUAUUGAGAUAUUUUUGGGCAUCUAACAACAUGUUAACGUUUAUACCAAACCCAAGUUGGAUUCCUCCUUUUCACUGUGAAGGUAUUGGACUAGGUAACUGGCGUCUUGGUCGGCAAUUUCCUCAGUGGCUACAAUUCCAAAGGAACAUGUAUAUUUUAGAUAUCUCCCAUGCUGGAAUUUCAGGUGUCAUUCCCACUUGGUUUUGGAACCUUUCGACUUCAUUUGAAUAUCUAAACCUUUCCCAUAACCAAUUAGUCGGGGAGUUUUCAUAUUUACCGAUAAGUUGGAUUGCUGACUUGAGUUCCAACCUAUUCACAGGUCCAUUGCCACAGGCAAUAUUCUCAGAUUUGGGGGAUUUAUUUUUGUCCAAGAACUUUUUUUCAGGAUCACUUUUUAAUUUUCUUUGUAAUUCCUCAAAUAACCUGAAAGUUUUGAACAUUCUUCACGUUGAAUCAAAUCUUCUGUCAGGUGAAAUUCCAGAUUGUUGGGAAAAUAUGCCAAUGUUGGAAGUCCUAAAUUUAGGAAACAACAGUCUAACUGGGAAAAUUCCUAGAUCCUUGGGAUCUAUGCGUCUUAUUGAGUCAUUAAGCCUUCGUAACAAUAACCUGUUUGGAGAAGUACCAUCCAUAUUGCAGCAUUUAGUUAAUAUGCUUGUUCUUGAUCUUAGUGAAAAUCAAUUGACGGGAAGUAUUCCAGCAUGGAUUGGAGACAAGCUCUCAAACCUUGUGAUUCUAAACCUCCGUUCAAAUAACUUUCAAGACUAUAUUCCUGAUCAGAUUUGUGCUCUUAAUUCUCUUCAUGUCUUGGAUCUUGGUUAUAACAACAUUUCAGGAGCUAUUCCAAAAUGUUUUAGUAACCUAAGUGCCAUGGCCACAAACCUCAACCCACACGUGGCUAAUUGGUUCUCGAGAUUCUACCCUGACAACUCGUUUCAUUUUAGUGCAUUAUUGGUGAUGAAAGGAAGAGUGGAUGAAUACAGUACCACACUCGGACUUGUUACCGGCAUAGACCUUUCAGUUAACAGUCUCACAGGAGAGAUCCCCAAAGAACUUGGUCAUCUCAUGGGACUGUUGUCAUUAAAUUUGUCAGGGAAUCUCCUAACUGGAAAGAUACCAGAGACCAUUGGUAAUAUGGAGAUGUUGGAAUCUCUUGACUUGUCGAUGAACCGACUCCAUGGUGAAAUCCCUUCAAGUUUUUCCAAUUUGAAUUUCUUGAAUCACUUCAACUUGUCCUACAACAACUUGACAGGACAAAUCCCAUCAAGCACCCAACUCCAAAGCUUCGACAAUUCUUCUUACGUUGGCAAUCAUCUUUGCGGACCUCCAGUCACUAAAAAUUGCAACAAAAAUGGCGGAACGCCCGAUGUUACAAAUGGGGGUAGUAGUGGAGGAAAGAAAAUAUCUGAGGUGAAUUGGCUUUAUGUGAGCAUAGUGCUUGGAUUUGUGAUGGGGUUUUGGGGAGUAGUGGCUCCCCUAUUUUUAAUCAGGUCUUGGAGGUUUGCUUAUUAUAAAAAAUUGGAGCAAAUUGGUGACAAGCUGUACGUGUUUUGGGCUACUAUUGGUAUGUAAUUAUUUGUAAUGGUAGCUCACUUCGGUGUGUUUGGUAAUGUAAUAAUUUGAUUUGCAUGCUCUUUACUUAAUCCAUGUAUUCUGAUUUGGAAGUGAUAUUUCAUGUUAUAAUUUAUUAAAAUGAAAUAAAAUUAUGUGUGUUAAUGUAUUUGACUCAUAAAUAUGUGUUGGAGUUUUAUUCAAUAUGAGUUGGGUGCCUUUUUUU